AUUCCUGCGACGUAUUCCGCGUACUCGUCACAUGUGUUUUGGAAACGCGACUCGUGCUGUGGAUAUUGUAUCCUCUAUUAAAGUGAUAUUAGUAACGUUUGAACAGUAAUGUCGUUUUUGGAGGACGAAACAUCAGACAGCGGGGUGGACUCACGCUCGCGCCUGGAAAGCUAUGUGUUCAGCUGCGAGUUGUCUUCUGAAGUUCCAUUUUACACAUUUCAAGCAGAUGAAGAUGAAGAUGUGGAACAUUUUCUGGAGCUCAGGACGAUUUGUCUGGGUGACGGUGCCAAAGAGGAGAAUAACCUUGUGGAAGUGACCGCUAUGAAUCACCAAGGAAAGAAAACAUCAGUGCCCGUAGCUAAUCUCAACAUUUCCUGCCUGCCUAUGGUAAGCCUUGGGGAGUUUGAGUUGAUGGCUCCUGUCACACUGCGCCUGAAAUCUGGAUCUGGACCAGUGACUGUCAGUGGGCUUCAUUUAGUUGCCACAGAGAAUGAAGAGUCUGAAAUAUCAGAUGAAGAUGAAGAUGAUGAUGAUGAUGAUGAUGAUGUUAGUGAGGAGGAAAUGCCCUCAGUCAAACCAGCCAAGAAAAAGCAGAAGGUUUAAAUCUUACAGAAGCUGAAUUCGAGACGUUUACAUCAGACCUUUUAUUAGUUUUAUACAAUAUUAGAUUUCAUGUUCUUCUAUGAGACAUGAAGGAGGAGGAGGGUGGUGAAGAAUUUAAUGGAAUUUUGUACUGUCAGAUUGUACUGUUGCAAAUGUUAAAUAGAAAGGUUGAAGCCUCAAUACAGCCAGCUCUGUGAACUUUUACUUCAUGUUAAAAAUGUUUAUAUGAGUGAAUACUGUUACUUAUGUGUAUGUAAGUAACCGCCAACAACAAACUUCAGGUUCAGUCUCAGUUGGGAGACACAGGAAUUCACAGUCCUGUCACCUUUGUGCCCUUAAAUGAGGCACUUCACCCCAGGAUUAUUCCAGAUGUACUACCCCUAUAACACUGUACCAUUACAGUGAAAAUCCUGUCAGUCUGCAUCUGCCGUUAGGGAAAGCACCAGCAUUGUUCUCUACAGAUUUUCCUCUUAUCAUGCAUUGAUUUGUUUGAACUUUUAUCUUUUUUUUUUUUUUCUUCUUUUUUUUUUUUUGGGGCAAUCAGGGAUUUUAAAUCUUAGUCCCUUUUUGAAGGACUGAUAGUGAAGUUUUGCAUGUGCAUUUGAUAUUGAGAUCAGUCAAGAAGGACUUGCCAUGAUUGCCAUUUUUGUAUUUUUAUGGAUUUAUUUACAGAAUCUGUAAAUAAAGUUAGUUGGUUUAAUAAAA
Messenger RNA from Megalobrama amblycephala (Wuchang bream), 1308 nucleotides. It is a transcript of the gene npm3, whose product is annotated as nucleophosmin/nucleoplasmin, 3. Gene Ontology annotation, biological process: chromatin remodeling. NCBI's taxonomy places the organism in Eukaryota, Metazoa, Chordata, Actinopteri, Cypriniformes, Xenocyprididae. The record is from RefSeq and is a predicted model, not a curated record. Gene Ontology annotation, molecular function: RNA binding; histone binding; chromatin binding. Bases 109 to 603 code for a protein of 164 amino acids. Gene Ontology annotation, cellular component: nucleoplasm; cytoplasm; nucleolus. The transcript has 5 exons.